AUGCCUUGCCAAAACUGCUAUACUCCGAAUGCCUUAUCUACAAUUGCUAUAAUAAUGAUGGAAAUUUUGAUAGUCUUGUACACGUUUUGGUCAGCAAACCACAAAAUCGAUGAGAAACACCUGGUCAUGGAUAAAGCCAAGUCCAUAGUAAGACAGCUAGACGCCAUAGACAACAUCAUAUUUUCUCACAGUCCGGUUUACAAUUUUAUCAAGACAAAGAUAAACGCCGCGGUGGAUGCCAUGGACAACGAGGACGACGAUUUAGCCGUCGAGUACUUUACCGACGCCCUGCUUUUGAUUGGACCCAAUCAAAAAGUUUUGAGAUUAAUGCAUAAUAAUUUACCCAGACACAUUAUAACAAAAAUCAAACACUGUUACGGCAAAUACUUAGAAGAAGUAGACGACAUAGAAAGAUAA
This is a messenger RNA of Rhopalosiphum padi (bird cherry-oat aphid), 417 nucleotides long. RefSeq lists its product as uncharacterized. The transcript is spliced from 2 exons. The record is from RefSeq and is a predicted model, not a curated record. Lineage: Eukaryota; Metazoa; Arthropoda; Insecta; Hemiptera; Aphididae. The coding region runs from base 1 to 417 and encodes 138 amino acids.